UGUUUAACGAUGUUUACAUUUCUUUGCUGAACUAACUUUUGUGAAUUUGUUAAUUAACUAGUAACUUAAUUAUGUAAAUUUCUCUAUAAUUUAUUAAGUGUAUGAAUAAUAAAAUGCGUUUUAGCUGUAAAACCUUGUCCUAAAAGGACAAAUUGAACUAGGCAUACAACUUAAAUUAUCAGUCCUGACAAAGUAGGCUAGGUUAUGUUAAGCUUAUAGGCUUAAGAAGCUUUAUUUAUUUGAUUUAGGGAUGGGAAAAAAGUAAAAGAAAGGUCAAGUAGCCUAUAUUAAAAUAAAAAUAAAAAAUAAAAAGAUGACCCGUGAAGAUGAAAUUGUUAGUGAUGAUUUAAAUCCAAAUAGAGAUGCAACUACACCAAUAAUGAACAACUCUGACUCAGUCAGAAGAAGUGAUUUAGGUAUGCAAAAUGAGGAAUCAAUCGGACAGAGGUCUACAAGCACCACUGAAGUUAAUAGGAAUUUCAAACAACGCAUCUGUUCUUAUUUCUCUGCCUUUCAUGAUUGGUGGAUUUGUACACACACAAUUACCAAAGUAAAAUUAUUUGGAUUUGUGAUCCUGCCAUGCAUGGCAAUAGGAUUUUAUAUUUUUCAUUUCUCACAACAUCCCGGAUCACUUCAUAAUCCCAUCGCAGUUCUACACCCUCUCUCUGUGGUGCAUCCUGUCGUGCCAUCUCCAUUUCAUUUCACUGUAAAGUUUAUCGAGGACACAGCCAAAGGUCUCCUAUCAAAUAGAGCAGAAGUCACUGUAACAACAAGCAAGGGGCCGAUUGUUGGACAAAAGUACAAUCCUCACCCAGUAACUGGAGCCUCUUAUGACGCCUUUCUAGGGAUACCAUACGGCCACAUUCCAGCCCGCUUUCAGCAAGCUGUGCCUCCGUCUGGCUGGACGACGCCCAGAUCAGCCAAGACUGACGGACCAGCAUGUCCUCAGAAUGGGACAGACUUCAGUGAAGACUGCUUGUAUAUCAAUGUGUUCAUGCCUAGUAAAGCAGUUGAUUCUUCGGCAGGAUUUCCAGUGAUUGCAUUUAUUCAUGACAGCGUCUUUACGCGAGGCUCUAGUUCAUCUAAGCGCUACGGACCAGAUUUUCUUGUCCCUAAAGGCAUCGUUUUGGUCACUUUCAACUACAGGUUAGGUGCAAAUGGUUUCCUGACGUUGGGUUCAAGAGAUGCCCCAGGCAACAUGGGUUUGUACGACAUUCAGCUCGCCCUGCGCUGGGUGCAAGAUGAGAUUUAUAACUUUGGAGGAGACCCAAGCCAAGUGACUCUGAUGGGGCAAGGAGCUGGGGCUGUGAUGGCGAUGUACCUCUACCUCUCCCCUUCGUCCCAUGGUCUGUUCCGCUCUGUCGUAGCUCACAGUGGCUCAGCUCUAGCAGGCUGGGGCCGUUACUCAGUGUCCGAGGGAAGGUCCAGGGCUAAGUCUCUGGCUAUAGCUGUUGGCUGUGACAGUUCUGCAGACGACGCUCAGAUCUUAGACUGUCUCAGGGCAACCAACAUGUCCUAUAUUGUGGCCAGUCAGUCUGUUCCGUUGGACAUCCAUUUUGAGGCAACCGGUCAGACCAUGCCAUUCCUGCCAGUGUUGGACACAGAUGUCACAGAGGUGCCGUUUUUCACUGACACAUUGAGCAACUUGCUUGACAGGGCUGCCAGUAGAAACCUACCUUUAAUGCUUGGGUUCACUGCUGACGAAGGGAUUGUCAAGUUUGCUGAGGAGUCUUGUUGGAAGAAUGUGGACUCAAAUCUCGAUGCCUUCAUUCCGCCCAGAGUUGCCUCGUUGCUUAGUAGAAGAAGAAUAGCUGCAGUGGAGACCAGUAUCAGAAGACAAUACUUUAGCUCAGACAGCAAGGUGUGGGGCAUUGUGAGGAUACUGGGUGACCAUAUGAUAACCUACCCGGCCCUCCAGGUGGCUCGCAAGUUGGCCAACUCAAGUUACGGUUUUGUGUUUGAUUUUCACGGGCCUUGGACUCCUAAUCCUCCAUACACCUCUAAGUUUCAUACAACUGGCGUCAAUCACGGAUUUGACCUCAGGUAUCUGUUCUAUGACUCCGUAGAACCACAAGAUCUUGGCAAUUGCUCGUCAUUGCGAGACAGCCUUAUAGUCAGAGACAUGAUGGUGGGUUGGUGGACCAACUUUGUAAAAACUAGAACCCCAGGAAACAAUUGGCCCACCAUAUCCAAAGGAGGAUUCCUCAAAAUCAACCCAAAGCCCAUCUUGAUUGACUCUGAAACUAUGGAGAAUGACUGCAACUACGAAUUUUGGAAGUCACUGGAGACUCUGCAGGAUGAUAUUUGGAUUUGGAUGUCUGCCAACAUUGCCAAUAAAAAUUCUUCCAUGAGUAUGAUGUUGGCCUUGUUGUGUAUGAUGGUAAUCAUGGUCCAAUAAUAAAUAACAAAUACAUAGUUACCUUGCAUAUUUCAAAAAGAGAAUUGACAGCUUAGACUUUGCAGUGUUGGCAGUAUUGUUACCAGUGCAUUAAAAAAAAUAAUACAGUCAAGAUAAAAUGUAUUGGAGUGAAGGAAAUAAUUUUUUGGCUGCUCAUACUUUGUUAUAAUCUUUUUUUUAUCUGACCAGAGUAAUUUCUCAUUACAUUUACUUUUAGAUACCUUUUAAAAGUUGUACACAACAUUCACUAACUUAUGUGAUUGUUCAUCGUACUAACCAUGCUUGAAUGAUUGAUGCAUUAAGCCUACUUGUAUAUUAUGGUGAUAUUCGUUCAAAAGAACUUUAAUUUUAUAGUUUUUUAAUAACACAUUUAGGGAUUUAAACAUCUAGUCGGUUAAAAUAAUUGUAUAAAGAAAAUAACGUAGAAUCAUCAGAUAAUAGGUCUAGGGCUUUUUUAGUAGAAAAAUCUUAAUUUUUUAAAUUUAAGUCAAGUCAAUUAUUGUGUUUUUUAGAAGAUUUUAUUGAAACAGAAUAGGCUUACCUAAAAAAUCCAGGGGCUUUCAGAUGUAUAUUAAAAGGCCCAAAGAUUUUUAACACUGAUAUUAUUUCCUUGUGUAAAACUUUAGCAGGACUAAAUGGAAAAGGAAACUGUUUUUUUCUUUUUUCGCAUUUUAUCAAGUUAGCAAACUGACAUAUAUCCCUUGGAAUAUCCUCAUGUAAUACAUUUAUAUUAUACAGAUAAAACCUAAUUGUUUUGUAUUUAUAACUUAGCACAUUACUAAUAUUGGUGAAUGAAACCUAACCUUCUAGUUAGUAGUAUAAUAUGUAAUCUUUAACUUAACUCAGUGUUUUAUAAGAAUGAAUUAUUUCAUGUUAACACACUUAAGUGUUUUAAAAUAUUUACUGGUUGAAAGCUGAAACCAAAGUAAAGGCGUGUUUACAUUAAUUCGACCUCGCAUACGAGUAUAGCUCGCAAUCCUCCUCGAAUAAGUGUCAACCACAAAUCUACUCACAUGCUAGUAUUGGAAUGCGAGCACGAAUGACAUUUUGUCGUUCGAUUUACUUUUCAACAUGUCGGGAAAUGGCUUGCACACAAAAUCUAUGUGAAGCCCGGUUCGUGAAAACGUAGCUGUGGUGAAAAAGGUAUAUUUUUGUUUGUUUAUAGCUCUUGUGUUUACUCUUCAGUGAGUGAUGGCUAAGUUUAUUGAUGAUAUAUGUUAAAUUUCAUAUUUUUUAUUUCUACAGACCACCAAAACACCUUCUUGAAUAAUUUCACUCAUACUACUUAUACAAACAUAUUAUACAUUCCUACAUAGUUCUUGAAUAAGUUCACUCAUUAUACAUACUAAACAUAAACAUUUACACAGCGAUCAUAUAAGUUCAAUGUGAUUGCUGAUUAUGAAUAUUGUUCUUAACUUUCCCCUUACAACUACAUCACUCGUGAGUGCUAUUAUUAUUCCAGUAGCAACUACAAUGUAAACGCUGCUAGAAUUCGAUCUGUCAUUCGAUACUGGAAUAGUAACUCACUCCCUAUCACAUUCCAUUAACUCGAAUUAACGUAAAUACGCCUUAGGAAAUAGUUUAAGCACAAUGUUUUUCAAACUGUAUACACUGAUUUUGUUUGUUUUGUUUUGUGAAGUUAUGUGAAGUCUUACAUUUAGUUAGAGAGGUUUUAUCAGAUGGUUGGAAAAGAACAUACAAUACUGACAACCAAACGAGCAAUUGUUACAAAGACUUGUGUAAUGAUUAAAUUAACAAACAAUUGUAACUGUACAAAAUUAUGCUACAUUGCUAGUUCUUACUUCAAAACGUUCCUUGUGUCACUAACAAAAAAAAGCUCAAUACAAUCAAGCCUCUUAUUAUCAACAUUCCAUACAGGAUGGAAGUUUUUAACACAGUUAGAUUCAUAACAUUAAUAUACAUACAAACUUUGUAAACAAUGCUUAUGUUGUCUUAUUGUAAUACUCACUCACCUUUGAAACCACGAACAAUGUUUGAAAUUUAAGCCAAAGAUGAACUUAACUAAUGAUUAGAUAUAUUUUACGUAUAUAUAUAUAUAUAUAUUAUAUGUACAUAUAUAUAUAUAUAUUUUUUUUUUUAAGUGUUAAGUCAGGUUUGAGGUGGAAUUUAAUUUACUUGUAAUGUGUAAUUUUAUGCCACCCUUAAAUUUAAUGAUUGUAAAAUAUGUGUGCCUUUUUGUACUGGUACUGUGAUAUUGUAAAAUACAUGACAAGUUGUGUUAAUUUUAAUUUAUUUAUAAUUGUUUGGA
Molecule: messenger RNA, 4667 nt
Organism: Macrosteles quadrilineatus (aster leafhopper)
Lineage: Eukaryota; Metazoa; Arthropoda; Insecta; Hemiptera; Cicadellidae
Product: juvenile hormone esterase-like
Exons: 11
Coding region: 314-2398 (694 amino acids)
Source: RefSeq, a predicted model, not a curated record